CUGUGGGGGGGUUUCCGCUGUGUGAGGAGGAGCCAGGGUGUGAGGAGGACCGGGCUGUGAGGGAGAGCCGGGGUGUGAGCGGGGCCGGAGUGUGAGCGGGGCCAGCCUGGCCGCGGCCCUUCUGUGGGCGUGGGGCCGCACCUCUUGGCGAACGGGUGGGGAGGCCCCCCGGCCUCUGCUCGGGCCCCUCGCGCGCUGGCCCGGGCCGUUGUCACCGCGCAGUCGGGGCGGGAGAUCCCAGCGCUCCUCCGUGCCCGCUGUGCCGCCUCCGGGAACGGCCUGUUGCGGCCUCUGUGGCCUGCUGCGUUCGGGGUCGCCUGGCACAGUUCAGGGGCAGGAGAAGCCCGCUCGCUGUAGGCUUUCAAGUGUUUACGCUUGUCUGCUUUGCUUUUCACCAGCGAUCCUCAGCCACGUGCGCUGUGAGGAUAAUGAUUAUUUUCCUGUGCUUCUGGAUGUGCGUCUGCCGUGUUAGUGUUGUGCCUCUGACCGAGCUCCUACGUCCAUAAGUCAAAAAAAUUAACAGUGAAAAGGUCAUGGUGACUUAAGUAGCUUGCUUGGCCUCUCGCUCGAUCUUCGUCCAGACUGUAGAGUGUAUAUAAAAUCAUGUUUCUGCCUACGGGAGGUGUGGGAUACGUAUACUAAUAUGAAACCUAUGCCCUGCCUGAACAUCUCGAUUUUUGAGUCAAUAUGAAAGGGGAGUGAUUUUUCAGAAGUUUUGGUUGUAGAAGUAUAGAAAUAUUUGCAAAAAGCAGCCAUUUGUAUGCCCGAGUAGAACUUUGAAUGAGAUUUUAGUGAGCAAAAGUUUGUGUGUUUGAAGGUUUCUUGCCAUGAAAAAACAGUGGCAAACACACGUGGCGUGUGUAGACGGGCUGCUCUUGAGUACAGCUCAAUUUACCAGCUGUAGCUCCUAUUCAAAAUUCAGUUUGAUCAGUAACUGAUGUUUCUGUCAGUUUCACUUGGUAGUGUCUGGCUAAAGCACAAAUUUUAACUCUGAGCUAAGAGAGAACCCUGUUUGUUGUUUUUUACCUAAUAAGUAACCGGAUCUGUAGUAUAAAACAGAAACUGAAAGGGUGGUACUGUGUGCCAUGUGUAGGGAUGGACACUGCAGUAAUAUAUAGUUAAUUGUUGUUGAAAUUUGUACUUUGAGUAGUGAGUGUUGUGGAGGGAGUGAUAGUAGCUUGCAUGAGAGUGAUGUCUUCUGUAAUACAGAUGUUCUCCAAAUUUCUGCACUUAGGUGCACAGAUGUAUUAAGUGGUUUUUUUCACUGGAUUCUCUACACUAAUAUCUGACCAGUGUCUAACUUAUGGAACUUUCUAGCCCUACUGUUAAUAUGCAGUGUGCUGUCACAUUUCUCAAAUUACGUAGAAGGGGGUUUGGGGUUUUUUUGUUACACACUUGGUGUUCUCGGGAAGUCUGAUCUCUUAUGAGUGUGUUGUGUAGCUCUUUAAGAUAGGCUUUGUUUCACUGAAUUGUGACUGUCUAAAAUCUGGGUAUCUAGUCCAAGGCUGUGAUUUUGUGAACAUCUGAGCUCCGUGCUGUGCCAGCUCUCUGCUCCUGAAAGGAGAAAGGCUUGCUCCUCCUCCUGUCUGUUUACUUGGCUCUUUGUUCCUUUCCCCUAGUCCGUACCAGCUGCCCACUUUCACUGAUGAUGUCGCUUGCUGGAUUUUUCCAUGAGCUCUUGUGACUCACUGACCUCACAGAAGAACUAUUGAGUGUUUUCUGCUUGUUUGAGUGUGUUGGCUUCUUGAGUUAAAACAGUUCUUGAAGGGGUCUGAUGAAUGACAAACAGGAAUGGGGAUAAAGAAAUGAGGAGUGGAACCUCCUGUUCCUGGUGACAGUGAGCUCUUGUGCUGGAUUACACUUUUUCAUUAGUUCAUUAUCUGGUCUUACUGUAGACUCUUGAGCAGGGAUGAGAAGGGGGUGGUGUUUGAAGAGUUGCUUUCAUGAGCCUGUGCUUUCUUUGAGUUUGUCACUCUUUAAGGCAAAUAGUUCAUUGUUUCACAAGAUCUUGGUUAAUUCAAUUAGAAAAAAAGAAAGAGCAAAUAAAGAGGUCUGGAGCUGUGACAGAAGCAGGCAGAGGAAUUAGACCAUACAUUGUGUGAAGAAGCUCUUUGACUUCCACAGAUUUUACUGAGAGUUUUACUGCUUGAGCAAAACAUGGCACAAGGCUAAACACUGUUAGUUUUUUCAUCAGUAGUUGCAAAAUUAUAUUUAUUGUAUCCUCUAACUGUUUAAAACAGUGUUCAAACACGGUAAAUUUAAGUGGUUUAAGUGUGGCUAUGGUAUGGAAAAGAGAGCCAUGAGUGAGUUAUGUAUGGCACUCAGGGGAAUUACCAAUACAUGGUGCAGCCAUGUCAUUUGGUUAUGCCAGGUGAGCAAGAAGGAAGCCUUGCUGUUGUAAAUGAAGUACCAUAAAAACUAAUAUAAGGAAAUAAAAUUAUAUUGAUAUCAUCAUAUUUUUCUCUAAAUGCAAGUAUUCUCUCUAUUUUAAGAGCUCGUAGCAAACAAAAAGUUAAAAUAAUAUAGCUGAAAAAUCUUGCUAAAGGAAAGCCCUCUCAUGAUGCGCAGCUCUAAAGAGGGGAAAUGUAUAGUAGGAACUUCAGCAAUGUUUCUCACUUUAGGAGAAGAAAUAAUUGGAGAAAAAAGGCAAAACAAAGGUGAUUCUUAGAAAUGUAAUUGAUGUGCUUCACUUACCUAUUCUACAGUAAGUAUUGGUGUUUUACCUACAGAGCAUGCUUUUCCUAGAUUUCAGGACUCUGCACCAAUACUUUUAUAUUUAUACGUGUGGAAAAUUAUGUUAAAGUUUCAUAGUAUGAAUUUGGAGCAACUAAUACAAAUUUGCAGUUUGGUAGCUUGAUAAAAUUUGGUAAAUAUAUAGGUGUAGAAUUAAGCUUAGAUAUAGCUUAGGUGUAGAAUUAAGCUUUAGUUUCUUUAAAGUAUGUUUUAUGCUUCUCUACUUCUUGAACGCAUCUCCAAGAGAGAAAGAACCUAGUGUUCUUUUAAAGUAUUUCUCAAAAAUUAUGGGUGUAGUCUUUGUGUAAUUUUGAAGAUUAUUUAAGGUCUGUUCACUGACUGUGAGCAAGUACUGUUAGCCAUUAGCACAGAAGAGAUUCUGGUUGGUAAUACACUUACAGUAUUUGUAUCCCUAAAUGUGGUUGACUAUUGACAGUUUACUGCUAGAAGUUAUUUGAAGUGAUGUGGGGAAAAGAACCCCAAAACAACAAAAAAUUUUUUUGCCUGUAAGAAUGUGAAUAGGUUAAAUAUUACAAAUUGCUCUUUGUGUUUUCGAGGAAAGAGCUCUCACGAAGUAAUGAAAUCGCUGUUGUGUUUCAGUUGUCACCAGGAAUGCAAAUCACGACAUUUGCCGCUAGAUGUCCCUGCAAGCCAAAAUAGUUUUGUUUCCUUAAAUACAGCUUAGGUUUUUGCAGUCUGGAGCCUUGUUUUGUCAACUGUAAUUAUCUCCCUCUCUUUUCUCGGUUUAUCUUUUUCAUGAAAUCUUCAUGCAUAUGAAUACAUGGCCAGGUGUGUGUCUUGCUUCAUAAUUUUUGCACUUUUUGAUAGUAGCAAGAGCUGUGAGGAAAGAAUAUACUUCUCACCUGCAGCAGCUUGGAAUAGAAAGUACAAAAGGCUGAGUUUCAGCUUAUCUUUUGGCUGACGUGCUCUCAGAAAACGUCGUGUUUUCUUGGUGUCUUUGACUUUAUAUCCGUUUUGCCACUUCAGAAAUACUUCUUACUCAAGUAAGCAGCAGGAUUCAGACUCAACUUUAAAUGGUGUGUUCCUAAUUCUGAGCUUUGGCUUACAGUUUGAUAGUUACAUUUAGUAUCUGUAGCAUACGAAAGCAAAGACUUGAGAUGGAGAAAAGUCCUGUUGCCUUGUUAUUGUUGGGGGUUUUUUGUUGUUGGUUUGAUUUGUUCUUUUUGUUAGUGUGGGGUUUUUUUGUUUGUUUUUAAUAGUGAUCAUGUUAACCCUGGUGAUAUGCUUAGAAAUUCUUAGGGACACGCUGCCUUGAAUUUUCUCUGUAUACCAGAGCUUUCUGUCCUCUCAUGUGAUUUAUUGUCCUUAGCAUCACUGACCUGUUCUCCUCAUCCAGCUGCUGGUUUAACAAUUGAAAAUGUCUUUAUAUUGAGUUUGAAACUUGCUGUUGUCCUUUGUUUCUCAACAGCCGACAAAAUUCAGGGAUGAAAAAGAGAUUGUAUUGAUUAGAAGGUUCUUCAGAACUUAUGAAUAUUUGAAAUUGGUUGUGCAUAUAGGACAGUCAUGGAGGAGAAUGUUCUUUAUUCUGAUUUCUUCCUCUUCAUUCUCUCAGCAAAUUUGGGUAAAGCAGAAUAUGAAGUUGCUGUUGUUGCUUUGCCUAGACUAGUGUUAUAAGUGGUAGAUUCUUCUCUGACCUUUUCCCAUUUUAACAAUGGAGGAAGAAAAAAUGGGAAAGAAAGUCUUACAUUUAAGUUUUCUUGACAUUAUCAUGUCUUAGUGGAAUGGGUGUUACUUUCCUGUAUGGAAGACAGAUUUUCCUCUUGCUUAUAGUUCAGGGGUUUAUAAAAUCAAAUUGUAAGUGUUUAAGAUACAUCCAUGAAGGAGUGCCAUAGUAGAAAACAUACAUGCGACUGUGCAUAUAAAGAAGGUGAGGUAUUUGUAGUGAUGGUAGAGAUUUAACAUUGUUUCUGUUUGAGUUUUACUUUGUACAAAGGUACACUUUGCAUGCUGCAGACCUGGAGUUCUUAGGCAUCAGUCCAGCUAUGCAAAAAGCUAAAAUGACAGUAGUUGGUUUCAAAGCUUUGUAACUUCCCUAAAAUUCAGUUGCAGUCCUCCUUCUCCCAGAUCCUGUAGAAAUGUCAGUAAUGAUCAGAUUAAUACCCAUUGCUUCAAAUAUCAAAAAGCACUAAUGGGGUGUAUUAGAAUACUUAUUUCUCUGCAACUUAGAUUUGCAGCUUUCCUCACACCAAUCUGAUAUUAUCACAUUUUGCAAAACUCUUUCUGGAAAGGUCACAAGAAACCACAAGAUAAGCUUUGAAAAUAAGGAAGUGACAUGUAUCAAUUACAUAUUUCAGGACUGAACUGUGGGCAGGUGUCUUCCAAGCUGUCCCUGACACCUUAACUCUUCUCCAGAGAGGGCUUGAUAGGAAUUCAAUACAGAAUUAUCUGCUUUUCUUCCAGCUGAAAAAGUGGGUAUUGAGUAAUACAACCUGUUAGGAUAGUGUGACAAUCUUUGACUUUAAUAACUAGUAAGAAAAGCUGUAUGUGUCUGCUGUCUGUGGCCUCUGCUUGAACUCUGAUUAACAAGGCAUAAUUAGGGCAUCAUAGUUGGAGUCUCAGUGUAUAGCAUAACAUAUAAGUGAACGUAACAUAUAAGUGAAAAUAACAUUUAAUGUAAUCUGUCAGAUAGUAGUGCUUGUUCUUAUUUUGUAUUGACUCAAAUGACCUUCACGUUUAAGUGUAUUCUAUGUCCCUGGAAGGGCUAUUACUUCUAAGGGCAGGCUGCGUGAACAGAGAAGAGUUGCACUUUCAGUAAAAGUUUCUAAUCUGAGUUACAGCAGAACCAGGAUUCUUCUGUACUUAAAGCAAAAGCAGUAUGUGAAACCUUUGAAUUGUGAAUGUAUUUGAAUGCUAAUUACAUGUCCUUGUAUUUGUUCAGGUGUCUUGAUCUUCUAAGAUGUCAGCGGAAGGAGUGGAUGGUCUUGUAGAUUAGUUAUACAUUUAUCUUAUCCAUACUCAUUGUGAACAGUCAUCAUAAAAUGGAUGGUUUGGGCAGUCUCCUUCCUCCUGUUGGUGAAAAUGGUGAUGCAGCUAAUUCACAAGAAAUACUAAAACUCUUGAUGGAUGAAAAAAUGCGAAGUGAAUACCAUAAAGCAAAUUAUCAAACUGUAAGGGCAGAACAUCUAAGAUUACAAGAGGAUUAUACCAAAUCACAAGAUGAACUGAAACGGUUGUUGGUUGAAAAACAGACUGUACAUGACAAAUUUCAGCAGCUUAUUAGUGAAUAUCAAGAUCAGUUGCUGGGUAAAACACAAGAGCUGGAACAAGUGAGGAUGCAGGUGCUAACUCCUCAAAAAUUAGAACUGUUAAAAGCAAAAAUAUACGAGGAAUUGGAGUCUCCUAUGAGGGAGCGUUAUCAGAAGCUAGAAAAUGAAGUAGAAAAAUACAGAACACUAUAUAACAAACUUCGUUAUGAACAUACCUUUCUGAAAUCAGAAUUUGAACAUCAAAAGGAAGAACAUGCACAUAUUUUAGAAGAGAAGAAAAUAAAAUAUGAGGCUGAGAUUGCAAGACUGGAUAAAGAUAAGGAAGAACUCCAUAAUCAGCUGCUUAGCAUUGAUCCCACAAGGGACAGUAAACGUGUGGAGGCACUUUCUAGAGAAAAGGCACAACUGUGUCAGAAAUUAAAAGCCUUAGAAGCAGAAGUAGAAGAACUAAGAGCAGAAAGACACAACUGUGGUGUGCAAGCAGAAAAUGUUCAGAGAGUACAAGCACGACAGUUAGCUGAGAUGCAGACCAUGAUGCGGUCUCUAGAGGCAGAAAAGAAGUCUGCGGAACUACAGGUUGAUCGAAUUGAGAAAGAACUGCGGAUGAGUCAUGAGCAAAACAUUCUCUUAACUAGCAAACUUCACAAAUCUGAACGAGAAGUCAAUUCUUUAGCUGCUAAAGUAGAAGAACUUAAACAUUCACAUAAGUUGGAAGUAACAAAUAUCAAACUGGAGGCAGCAAGAACAAAGAGUGAGAUAGAAAGAGAGAGAAACAAGAUUCAAAGUGAAAUGGAUGGACUGCUGUCCGACAAGGAAAUUCUUAAUGCAGCUGUUGAACGUCAUAAAGUGCUUUUGGUAGAAAAGGAUCGGGAGCUAAUUCGGAAAGUGCAAGCUGCCAGAGAGGAAGUUUUUGACAAUAUUGCAGCCUUACAGAAUGAAAAGUUAGAACUCGAGAACAGAUUAGCUGAUCUAGAGAAGAUGAAACUGGAACAAGAUUCUUGGAGACAAUCUGAAAAAGAUCAGUAUGAAGAGAAACUACGUGCUGUGCAGAUGGCAGAAGAAUCUAGCAAAAAGGAACUUCAGCGUUUGCGAUUAAAAAUUCAACAGCAAGCUAUGCAGACAGAGGAGCUGGAAGAAAAGAAAUGUGAAAAUGCUAAUCUGAAACAGCAAGUACAUGAUAUGCAACUCCAGCUUGCCACACUUUCUCAAUCAGAAAAUGAUUUGCUGGAGUCUAAUCAGAAGCUGAAGGAAGUAAUGGAGAGAUCAAAACUAGAAUGUCAACAUGCAAGGGCUCAGGCAGAGAAAGCUCAACUGGAAACAGAGAAGACUUUAGAAUACCAACGUAUGGAAUGGCUGCAGGAGAAGCAUAUGCUUACUCAGCACAUGGCAGAGUAUGAAGAGAAAUACAAGCAAAUGAAGAACAAGCUGUGUCGAGCUGCUGUUGCUCAGAAAAAGAGAAAGACUCUCAAUGACAAUAAACAAAGGAGGAUGCGUGAAAAAAUAGAACUUUUGGAAGCCAAGAUGGAAGAACUAGAAAAAGAAAAUCAAGUGUUAAAUAGACAGAAUGUUUCCUCUGAAGAAUAUGCUCGCCUCCAGAAGAGACUAAAGGACUUGCAACGUCGGCACAAUGAAUUCCGGAGUAUAAUUCUGAAUCCUAACAUACCGUCACUCAAUCCAGUCAGUAUAAUGCCAUCGUCUUCCUUGCCUCCUGGGCCUGAAGCAUCCUUCUCCCUUCUUCAGGAGGAGCAGCAUCAAAGAGAGCUUGCCCUGCUUGGCAAGCGGUUGGAAGAACUAGAAACCAGACAAAGAAAACAGCUGGAAGAUCUUGGACCAUCUAGAGAGCGGGUAAUGGGGUACAGGGACUUGGCAAGAAAUAAGAUCACUGGAGAAGAUGAAGCACAAAGCGAGGACUCCAAAUAAAAUCUGCAAACUCUUGAUGCUGUCAGCUUUCAAUAACUUACCCUUUGUACAUGCUUUUCAUAUUUUGCCAAAAACAUGGUUGUAUGUGCCUGAAUAGCAUAAACUAUAUUCUGCAUAGUUA
Messenger RNA from Corvus hawaiiensis (hawaiian crow), 8001 nucleotides. RefSeq names its product centrosomal protein 83 (gene CEP83). The record is from RefSeq and is a predicted model, not a curated record. The transcript is spliced from 15 exons. Bases 5733 to 7880 code for a protein of 715 amino acids. Lineage: Eukaryota; Metazoa; Chordata; Aves; Passeriformes; Corvidae. Gene Ontology annotation, cellular component: centrosome.